AUGGACAAUUUGGAAAAGGCCCAGACGGCUUUUGAUGACCUGGCAGAGAUGCUCGAUGGCGAGGAGGGCUUUGCGCUGUCGCAGGGCACGUGGCAGAAGAGCGGCUGGCGGGAGCUCGACGAGCUGCGCAAGAAGCUGGAGAACCUGAAGGAGCUUCGGGACCUGGUCAAGUCUCUGGGGCGGGCCGGCGGCAAGGGGCCGCUGCGCAGGGCGCCGGAGGAGCUGGAGCAGUCGCGGUCGCCCCCGGGCGUGGUCCGCUCGCCGCUGCAGCCGGAGGAGGUGCGCGGCCUGGCGCGCAGCGGCGACCUCAGCCGCAUGCUGCCGUCUGAAAUCAUGCUCAUGGCGCACGGCUGGCCGCGCAAGGGCGGCGGCGCGUCGCGGCCGGAGUCGCCGGGCGGGGCGUGGGGCAGUAACAGCGGCAGCGGCGGCGCGGCGGUGCGGGAUGCGGCGCGGAUGAGCGCAGACCUGGGGUCGAUGGACGAGGAGUACUUUUUGCCAGGCGCCCACGCCGCUCGUAUGCUGCACCGAGUGCGCCGCGCGGAGCGCGCGCUGCUGUCGUAUGAGCGCACCGGCUGGCUGGACAACACGCCAGCGCGCAUGACAGGCAAGCUGGCCCCCGCUUCCCAGCCGCCGGACGCCCUGCCGACCGUCUCAUGCGCGCGCCCCGCUCGCCCGCGGCAGCCGCUCUGCGCGGGGCGCCGGACGGAGGUCCGCCCGGCCGCUGAGCUUGGGCCGAUCAUCCUGUGCCUCGACACCAGCGGCUCCAUGCGCGGCGCGCGCGAGGUGGUGGCCAAGGCGCUCGCGCUCGAGUGCAUGCGCGGCGCGCACCGGCAGCAGCGGGCGUGCUAUCUCUACGCCUUCAGCGGCCCGGACCAGGUGCAGGAGCUGGAGCUGAAGGUCGACCUGAAGAGCCUCGACAAGCUGCUGGAGUUCCUAUCGUGCGACUUCCACGGCGGCACGGAUGUGGACCGGCCGCUGAUGCUGAGCUUGGACCGCCUCAAAAAGGCAGAGUGGUGCCAGGCGGAUAUUCUGAUGGUGACGGAUGGCGAGAUCAACCCCCCCAGCCAGCAGCUGCUCGACGACCUGGCAGCUGCCCACGAGGAGCUCGGCCUCGAGGUCCACGGCCUGCUGGUGUCCAGCCGCGCCAACGAUACGAUGAAGAAGCUGUGCACGCACCUGCACAUGUUCAAGUCGUGGACGGCGGUCGGCGCGGAGAGCUGGCAGUACCAGUAG
Molecule: messenger RNA, 1233 nt
Organism: Monoraphidium neglectum
Lineage: Eukaryota; Viridiplantae; Chlorophyta; Chlorophyceae; Sphaeropleales; Selenastraceae
Product: von Willebrand factor, type A
Exons: 9
Coding region: 1-1233 (410 amino acids)
Source: RefSeq, a predicted model, not a curated record